UGGCAAUCCGCGGCUUCCGUCGUCCUCGUUGCUACGUAUGUUCUGCGCCGGAAGGAGAGCUCGCUGACGCGUUUGGAAUUAUGGCGGCGGUUGAUAUCCGAGAUAAUCUGCUGGGAAUCUCUUGGGUUGACAGUUCCUGGAUUCCUAUUUUGAACAGUGGAAGUGUCCUGGAUUACUUUUCAGAAAGAAGCAAUCCUUUUUAUGACAGGACAUGCAAUAAUGAAGUGGUCAAAAUGCAGAGGUUAACAUUAGAACACUUAAAUCAGAUGGUUGGAGUGGAAUACAUUCUUUUACAUGCUCAAGAGCCCAUUCUUUUUAUCAUUCGGAAACAACAGCGGCAGUCCCCUACCCAAGUUAUCCCAUUGGCUGAUUACUAUAUCAUUGCUGGAGUGAUCUAUCAGGCACCAGACUUGGGAUCAGUUAUAAACUCUAGAGUGCUUACUGCAGUUCAUGGCAUUCAGUCAGCUUUUGAGGAAGCUAUGUCAUAUUGUCGAUAUCAUCCUUCCAAAGGGUAUUGGUGGCACUUCAAAGAUCAUGAAGAGCAAGAUAAAGUCAAACCUAAAGCUAAAAGGAAAGAAGAACCAAGCUCUAUUUUUCAGAGACAACGUGUGGAUGCUUUACUUCUAGACCUUAGACAGAAAUUUCCACCCAAAUUUGUGCAGCAAAAAUCUGGAGAAAAGCCUGUUCCAGUGGAUCAAACAAAGAAAGAAGCAGAACCUGUACCAGAAAUCAUAAAAUCUGAGGAAAAGGAGACGGCAAAGAAUGUCCAACAGACAGUGAGCUCUAAAGGCCCCCCUGAAAAGCGAAUGAGAAUUCAGUGAGUAUUGGAUGAGAGAGAAACCUGCAAGACUCCGUUUGACCUUUAUUAUACCUCAUUACUGUGACAUCCUGUUAAACUUCAAAAUUCUUUGUCACAAUCCUCUCAUUUGUAUAGAAUGUUGUACUUCUUCUCUAAGGAAAGGUGAAAGGAUCUUCAUGCUUUCCACAUGAAUAUUUUUGAUGUAUUCUUUGUGAUCUUCCCCCUACUGAACUCAUGCAACCUCCCCAAUCGUGUGUUUACUUUAUACAUUAAAAGAAAUAAAGAUAUUUGUGUAAGUUAUUUUAUCAUGACUUUUUCUCUCAUCUCUGAAUGAUUUCAAAAUGGAUGCAUUUUGUAAACAGUAUUGUUAAAGUGGUUAAGUUUAUUUAUUUACAUGUUCCUCACUAUAAGUUGUGAUACUUAUUGACAUUUUGAAAGAUAAAAGAGAAAACUAACCGAAGUUGUCAUCCUUUAUAUACUAAUCAAUGUAGCUUAUGAUUAUUCUGUUCAUAUAAUAGUAUUCUCAUUUAUCAUAUU
This is a messenger RNA of Condylura cristata (star-nosed mole), 1336 nucleotides long. It is a transcript of the gene MED6, whose product is annotated as mediator complex subunit 6. The transcript is spliced from 8 exons. Gene Ontology annotation, molecular function: transcription coactivator activity. The record is from RefSeq and is a predicted model, not a curated record. Gene Ontology annotation, biological process: regulation of transcription by RNA polymerase II. The coding region runs from base 81 to 821 and encodes 246 amino acids. Gene Ontology annotation, cellular component: mediator complex; core mediator complex. Lineage: Eukaryota; Metazoa; Chordata; Mammalia; Eulipotyphla; Talpidae.